This is a messenger RNA of Cuscuta campestris, 994 nucleotides long. The record is from the annotation of a GenBank genome assembly. NCBI's taxonomy places the organism in Eukaryota, Viridiplantae, Streptophyta, Magnoliopsida, Solanales, Convolvulaceae.
AGCCAAAGUAGUUAGUAUUGUGUGUGCGAACAUUAUUCAUUUCUAUCUCCUCUCAAUCAAACUUGUUUAAUUUAUUUUGCCUUCUCGAUCAACCAGUAUACUAUACGUAUUUACUUGUUCAAAAUGGAAAACGGGAAUCAUCAUCUUUCUCAGCCCGCCGCCGCCACAAAGCCGUCUAGAUUCAACCGCAUCUGUGUCUUCUGCGGCAGCAGCGCCGGCAAGAACCCCAGUUACCAACUCGCCGCCCUUCACCUCGCCAACCAGCUGGUUGAAAGGAACAUAGACUUGGUGUAUGGAGGUGGGAGCAUUGGCUUGAUGGGUCUCGUCUCCCAAGCUGUUCAUAAUGGGGGCCGCCACGUGUUAGGGGUGAUUCCGAAAACUCUGAUGCCAAGAGAGUUAACGGGAGAGACAAUUGGCGAAGUGAGAGCCGUUACGGGUAUGCAUCAAAGAAAGGCAGAAAUGGCGAAGCAAGCUGACGCUUUCAUUGCCUUGCCCGGUGGGUACGGAACGUUAGAGGAACUACUAGAAGUCAUCACAUGGGCUCAGUUGGGUAUUCAUGAGAAACCGGUGGGUCUGCUGAACGUGGAUGGGUACUAUAAUUCACUUCUGUGUUUCAUAGACAAAGCUGUGGACGAAGGAUUCAUCCACCCUUCUGCCCGCCACAUUAUUGUCUCCGCCCCUACUGCCCACGAACUCAUCUCCAAGCUUGAGGAUUAUGUUCCAAAGCACAAUGAGGCAGCACCAAAGUUAAGAUGGGAGAUGGAGCAACAACUGGGCUUCACAACAGCCAAAUCUGAAAUCGCACGUUAAGAUCGAUCAGAUUACCUCAAUUAAUUAAUCAUUACCCGUAUAGUAGUGAUUUUAAUUAUGGGAUGAAUGUGUUGAGUGAUUUAGUUAAUUUGUCUAAAUGUUCUUUUAUUUAUGUACAUGCUAUAUAGCUAGGCCUGCAUGUGUGUGCAUGCAUGUAAUAGUGGAAUAAACAAUAAUACUCCGU